This is a messenger RNA of Striga hermonthica, 1440 nucleotides long. Lineage: Eukaryota; Viridiplantae; Streptophyta; Magnoliopsida; Lamiales; Orobanchaceae. The record is from the annotation of a GenBank genome assembly.
AUGGCUCGAAAUUCUUGGAUUCCUCUUAGCAUCGUCCUCGCGGCUUUCCUCAUCAACGGCUGCCUCUCACUUGGCGAUCAGCAGUUUCUGUGGCAAAACCUCCAAAGCCAGCAGCAGCACAGGCUUCAGGCCCGGACUGACUGCCGGGUAGACCGGCUCACAGCCCAGGAGCCCACCCUGAAGUUCGAGUCCGAAGCGGGCCGGACCGAAUUCUGGGACCGUAACAACCAACAGUUUGAGUGUGCUGGGGUUGCUGCCGUCCGGAACUAUAUCGAGCCCAAAGGCCUUUUGCUUCCACACUACAACAAUGCGCCCCAGAUACUCUACGUAGUCCAAGGCAAGGGAAUUCAGGGGACUGUGAUUCCGGGGUGUGCCGAGACAUACGAAUCGGGCAGCCAAUCGCGGUACACAGGUGAGGGGAGUAGGUUUACGGACCGACACCAGAAGGUGAGACAGUUCAGACAAGGUGAUGUUCUUGCAUUGCCAGCUGGCCUAACUCUCUGGUUUUACAACAACGGAGACGAGCCCCUCAUCACCGUUGCCCUUCUCGACACCGGGAAUGAGAUCAACCAACUCGACCAAAAAUUCAGGAACUUCUUCCUAGCUGGGAACCCACGAGGCGGGCCCCAGGGCCAGAAAGGGCAGCAACAACAGGAAGAAUCCGACCGGAGCAACAUCUUCAGCUCGUUUGAUGACCAACUCCUAGCCGAGAUUUUCAACAUCGACACCAAAACCGCGCGGAACCUCAAGGGCCAAAACGACCAAAGAGGCCAAAUCGUGCGGGCCGAGAGGUUCAACGUCGUCCUACCCGAGGAAGGACUAGAGGAGGAGCGCAUGCGCGAGGGAAACGGGCUCGAGGAGACUUUGUGCACCAAGAAAUUGAAGACGAACAUAGACUCGCCCGCACACGCUGACGUGUACAACCCACGAGGCGGACGCAUCACCACCCUCAACAGCCAGAAGCUACCCAUCCUCAGUUGGCUUCGCCUCAGCGCCGAAAAGGGCAUCCUCUACAGAAACGCUGUGGUGGCGCCACACUGGAACGUGAACGCCCACUCGAUAAUCUAUAUCACGAGGGGUGGAGGGAGGUUCCAGGUGGUGGGGCAGGCAGGGAAGUCAGUGUUCGACGGAGAGGUAAGGCAAGGACAACUGAUAAUCGUGCCACAGAACUACGUGGUGGUGAAGAGGGCGAGCGAGGAGGAAGGGCUUGAGUGGAUUGCAUUCAAGACAAAUGACAAUGCCGUCACCAGCCAGCUGGCGGGCCGGCUGUCGGCAAUCCGGGGGAUACCGGAGGAGGUGCUCAUGAAUGCCUACAGAAUCUCGAGGCAGGACGCCAAGAAGCUCAAGUACGGGCGCGAGGAGUCCACGGUUUUCAGCGGUCGCAGCAGCAGGCCAAGGGCGUUCGAAGUGGCCAUGGACGUCAUCAAAUCAGUUAUGUGA